This is a messenger RNA of Laetiporus sulphureus 93-53, 1137 nucleotides long. Its product is annotated as glutathione-dependent formaldehyde dehydrogenase. The record is from RefSeq and is a predicted model, not a curated record. Gene Ontology annotation, molecular function: zinc ion binding; S-(hydroxymethyl)glutathione dehydrogenase [NAD(P)+] activity. The transcript is spliced from 13 exons. Gene Ontology annotation, cellular component: cytosol. The coding region runs from base 1 to 1137 and encodes 378 amino acids. NCBI's taxonomy places the organism in Eukaryota, Fungi, Basidiomycota, Agaricomycetes, Polyporales, Laetiporaceae. Gene Ontology annotation, biological process: formaldehyde catabolic process.
AUGUCGACCGUAGGCAAACCCAUAACGUGCAAGGCUGCAGUGUGCUGGGCCGCCGGCGAGCCCCUCAAGAUCGAGGAGGUCGAGGUCGCCCCUCCGGGUCCUCAUGAAGUCCGCAUCCAUAUUCUAUACACUGGCAUCUGUCACACCGAUGAGUACACUCGCAGUGGCAAGGACCCUGAGGGAGUGUUCCCGGUCAUCCUCGGCCACGAGGGCGGCGGAAUCGUCGAGUCCGUAGGCGAGGGCGUCACCAGCGUCAAGCCGGGCGACCAUGUCAUCCCCCUGUACACCGCCGAAUGUCGCGAGUGCAAGUUCUGCAAGAGCGGGAAGACCAACCUCUGCGGAAAAGUCCGAGCUACUCAGGGUAAGGGACUGAUGCCUGACAGCACCGUCCGCUUCACAUGCAAGGGACAAAAGCUCCACCAUUUCAUGGGUACAUCGACGUUCUCGCAGUACACCGUUGUCGCGGACGUCUCCGUGGUCGCCGUCAACCCGAAGGCGCCCCUUGAGCGCGUCUGCCUACUCGGUUGCGGUAUCACCACGGCCUGGGGUGCAGUGGUCAAACAGCCGGGAAUCCCCGGGUCGACGGUGGCUGUCUUUGGCUGUGGCGCCAUCGGGCUCGGCGUCAUCGCAACAUCCGCGCUCGUGAAGGCGUCGCGCGUCAUCGCAGUCGACACCAACCCCGGGAAGGAGGCCUGGGCACGCAAGUUCGGCGCGACGGACUUUGUGAACCCGAGCAAGCUUCCAGAGGGCACCAGGAUCCAGGACUACCUGAUCGAGCUAACGGAUGGUGGUUUGGACUACACAUUCGAUUGCACGGGCAAUGUCCACGUCAUGCGUGCUGCCCUUGAGGCAUGCCACAAAGGCUGGGGUGUCAGCACCAUCAUUGGUGUCGCGGCUGCUGGCCAGGAGAUCUCUACUCGCCCAUUCCAGCUCGUCACUGGCCGUACGUGGCGUGGCACUGCGUUCGGUGGCGUGAAGGGCCGCACCGAGCUCCCCGGCCUUGUCGAGGAUUAUAUGGCUGGGAAGGUCAAAGUCGAUGAGUAUGUCACUCACAACCGGACGUUGGCCGACAUCAAUGAGGGCUUCCACGAUAUGCACGAUGGCAACUGCAUUCGCUGUGUGGUGGAUAUGUCCUAG